Molecule: messenger RNA, 2148 nt
Organism: Cydia fagiglandana
Lineage: Eukaryota; Metazoa; Arthropoda; Insecta; Lepidoptera; Tortricidae
Product: esterase FE4-like
Exons: 3
Coding region: 37-1674 (545 amino acids)
Molecular function (GO): serine hydrolase activity
Source: RefSeq, a predicted model, not a curated record
UAUAGUUAGAUACCAUAACCUUUUAGUUUGACAGCAAUGCGUAUGAGCAAGUGGCUGCCAUGGGCCCGCGCGCGGCAGCUGACGGCGCCGGUGCGCGUGCGCGGUGGACUCGUGCGCGGCACCGUGGCCAAGGAUGGCUCGCAUCUGCGCUUCCUCGGCAUACCCUAUGCAACUGUCACGCCGGAGAACAGGUUUCAGGCUCCGGGGCCCGAACCAACCUGGGACGGCGUGUAUGACGCUCUUGACGGCAAAGUCAUCUGCCCACAGUGUCCCGUUCUCCCUGCUGGGGGUCUACCGGGGCGACCCACAGGACAAGAAGACUGCCUGAAUAUAAAUGUAUUCACUCCUGUACCUCCUGCAGAGAAGCUACCUGUCAUGGUCUUUAUACACGGAGGAGGUUUCAUCGAAGGAUCGGGAGUGCCACUAGUAUAUGGCCCAAAUUAUUUAGUUCCAAAAGGAGUGAUUUUAGUAACUUUUAACUACAGAUUAAACGUGCCAGGCUACCUGAAUCUAGGGAUAAAAGAGGCGCCAGGGAAUGCUGGGAUGAAAGACCAAGUCGCAGCUUUAAGAUGGGUUCAGGAAAAUAUCAGUUCUUUUGGCGGGGACCAAGAUAAUGUUACGAUUUUUGGUGAAAGCGCUGGCGGCGCGUCAGUAUCUUACCACUUACUAGCUCCAAUGUCAAUAGGACUCUUCCAUAAAGCCAUAACACAAAGUGGAUCAUCCUUAAACCCUUGGGCGUUUCAAAGCAACCCAGAAUAUAAUGCUCAUUUAGUUGCAAAAUCUUUUGGAUUUGAUACUAAAGACCCUUAUGAAUUAUUUGAUUUUUUCAAUAAGAAACCUAUAAAAGAACUACUUAUGGCUAAACUUCCUAAAGAUGAACGAACGCUGUUGUUUUCCAAUCUGGUUUACGCACCUAGUGUAGAAAGGCAGUUUGAAAAUGUUGAACCGUUUUUAACAGAAGAACCUUAUCAGUUAUUGUCAAAUGGAGAAUACACUAAAGUCCCUAUGAUUAUCGGAACUACGGAUGAAGAAGGAUACUUCUUUAUCGGCGCAGAGAAACAUUUCUCAUCAAAAAUCACCGGGAAAAUCGAGCAUUCAUUACCAAAUAACCUCAAAUUUCCAACAGAAGCAGAAGAGCAGCGAAUUGCAAAAGAAAUAAGAGAAAUGUAUAUGGGUGAUGAAGCUAUAUCAAAUAAGAAAUCAUCUACACUGAAGCUUUCAAAGUUUUACGGAGAUCCAUUUAUGACAUAUCCGUCAUUAGCUGAGACAGAGCUAAUACUGAAGUCAACCGACAGACCGAUAUACAACUACUGCUUCAAAUACAGCGGUUGGAGGAACAUGGGCAAGGUGUUUGGAGGCCUACACUUCCUCUCUCAGCCUGGAGCGACGCACGCAGAUGACCUAUUUUACUUGUUCCAUCAGCCCUACCUGACCUGGUUAGCGAAGCUAGAUAAAAGGAUGAUAGAUAAAAUGACGACUUUGUGGACUAAUUUUGCGAAACAUGGAGAUCCUACUCCUUCGACUUCAGAGCUGGCGCCGCAGCGAUGGCUCCCCACGGACCCUGCAGACCCUCGGAGCUUCGUCCUGGAUCGGGAACACGCCACUGUUCCCUUGUGGUUCAAGGACUCACUGAAAUAUUGGAGAGAUCUGUACACUAAGUAUAGACGGUUAUAAAUGUUUAAGUACAAACGUGAAGUCUUAAUUACGUACGACAUAAAAUAAAAUGGAAAUAAAAUGUACUAGAGUCGGACGAAAAAAAGUCAGCGGCGGAUUUGGUAGCCCACGCAGUGCAAGUGUCAUUUUUUAUACGUCAUAAUUUCAUAGAAGUUUGACGUUUAACUGCGUGGGCUAUCAAAUCCGCUUUCACUGCGUGGGCUAUCAAAUCCGCUGCAGACUAUUCUUGGUCGAACUCUAAUAAGUUGUUGUCAUUUUUAAGCAUUUUACGUCAACUGUGUGACAGUUACGUAGAAAGUGACGCCCUCAUUUAAUUUCUACUAUUUUAUGUCGCACUGUACGUAGGUAUUUUAUUAAUGAGAUUGAUUGAGCAAAGCACUUACCCUGAAAGCAAGCUAAAUUAUUUUCUGAAUGUACCUAAUAAAGAGCUCUGUUCACAAUGACAAUUGAUUUAAUAAACUCCGAGACUUUUUA